Syngnathus typhle (broad-nosed pipefish) is the source of this 1607-nucleotide messenger RNA. It is a transcript of the gene oxnad1, whose product is annotated as oxidoreductase NAD-binding domain containing 1. The record is from RefSeq and is a predicted model, not a curated record. Lineage: Eukaryota; Metazoa; Chordata; Actinopteri; Syngnathiformes; Syngnathidae. Bases 151 to 1068 code for a protein of 305 amino acids. Gene Ontology annotation, molecular function: oxidoreductase activity. The transcript has 8 exons. Gene Ontology annotation, cellular component: mitochondrion.
AUAAACGUCACAGUGACGCAAGGAAGUCAAAAAUAAAAACAAAGAAGAAUUUGCAACUGUCAUGCAAUGCUAACAUGACCAAGGUUGAUAACAUAUAAGUGCCAGACAUGGUCAUUUUGUGAGAAAAACAGCUCUAUCUUUUUGGUAGAGAUGAGCGUCCACUGCGUCCUGACGUCCGCUGGCCGGAGUUUCUCUCGAUCGUGUUCCACCACUGGCUUACUCCGCCGUCUCCGACCUGCUCUCUGCUCCAUCACACGAGCAAACAUGUCUUCCAAACAACAAAUGGACCACCUCGAGAGGACAGCAAACAACCAAAGACAAAAUACGGUGUAUCCUGCUCAAGUAUGCGGCAUCACGAAUGAGUCGGAGGCAGUGAAACGUCUCAGGUUAACCGCCCAUCCGGACUUUCAAUUCAAAGCGGGACAAUGGGUGGACUUCUUCAUCCCCGGAGUGGAGAAGGUGGGCGGUUUCUCCAUGUGCUCCAGCCCGGGUCUGCUGCAGAGGGAGGGCGUCGUGGAGCUGGCCGUCAAAUUUGCCAAUCACCCGCCAGCGCACUGGGUUCACACGGCGUGCACUCUGGGCUCUCAGGUGGCAAUGCGUGUGGGCGGCGACUUCUACUUUGACCCCUCGCCAUCGGAUCCCGCCGUUGAUCUGCUGCUGGUCGCCGGCGGCGUGGGCAUCAACCCGCUGUACUCCAUUUUGUCGCACUCGGCCGAUUUGCUGCAGCUCAGCCGGGCCCGCAACAUCGGCUCGGUCCACCUCUGCUACAGCGCCAAGACCACCGAUGAGCUGCUCUUCAAGAAUCCGAUCCUGCGGGCCUGCAGGGAGUUUCCUGACAAGCUAACGUGCAAAUUCCAUGUCACCCAGCAGAGCACAGAUAUCGAGCCACAUCUCCAACCUUUUGUCAACAGUCAGAGAAUCACAGAAGAAGAGUUGAGGAUACACGUGGACCCCCAGAGGACUUUGUGUUACCUAUGUGGACCUCCUCCCAUGAUCGAAACCUUUUCCCAAACACUUGUGAACCUUGGCCUGCCACAAGACAGAAUUCUUUUUGAGAAGUGGUGGUAGCUGCUCCCAAUCCGCCCCCCUCCCUUUUUCUUUUGAUGCAUUUGUGUGGUGGGAAUUAAAAGGCGACAAAAUGAAUCAGGCGAAGCGGAAGUUCUCGGCCAGCCGUCGGAACCUGCACGUUGAUUUCAUUUUAUCCGUGAAGAUGUUUUUAAGUCAAGCAGCGGGUCCAAACAUUUAUUGACUCAAAGCAAUUUCCUAUGUUUGAACUACACUUUACAUGUAAAUGCUUUUAUUUAUUUACAUAUUGUGUGCUUGAGUGCUCAUCUACAUUUUCCACCCUUUUGGCCGAGCUGUCUUCUGACUUUUCCACACAAGCAAGCAGUAUUACAUGGCUCAGUGAGAAACCCACAGCGUAACUAUAACGGAGCCUUCCAGGUGGCCUCCGAUUGGUCCACAUCCUUAAACCCCCCCGCGGAGACCAACGCGAGCGACUCAGCGGGACCGCCAUUGUCGAAUCAUUUGAGUUGUUCCAUGAGGGAAAUGUUGUACGCCGUAAUGUGAUGAUUGAAUGAAAUAAACGACGGGGAAGCUGCGUGAAA